This is a messenger RNA of Zootoca vivipara (common lizard), 2637 nucleotides long. RefSeq names its product recombination signal binding protein for immunoglobulin kappa J region like (gene RBPJL). NCBI's taxonomy places the organism in Eukaryota, Metazoa, Chordata, Lepidosauria, Squamata, Lacertidae. Gene Ontology annotation, molecular function: RNA polymerase II cis-regulatory region sequence-specific DNA binding; DNA-binding transcription activator activity, RNA polymerase II-specific. The record is from RefSeq and is a predicted model, not a curated record. Gene Ontology annotation, biological process: regulation of transcription by RNA polymerase II. Gene Ontology annotation, cellular component: nucleus.
CGAGUGCAUAAAAAGAAGCAGAGCGAGAGAAAGUCAAAGAGCGAAUGGAGGCUGCAGGCUUUCAGUUCCUGGAAUGAUCAAAAGCUAGAAGAAGGGGUCCCUGAUCAUAUAAUGGAGCCAGGUGCCCGGCUCUCCCCGGAGCCCCUCACUCACCUCGGCCGCCUGGAAGGCGAAGAGGGGCAGCCACGCGACGCCGAGGAGAGCGGCAGCCGGACGACGCCUCCCUGGUCCUGGAGCAGAGCUGGACCUGGCCAGGGGGGACGGGGACGGAGCUUAGCCAAAUCCAAUCCAGAGGGAGCUGACCCUCUCCAAAAUGGAGUUCGCAGGUACCUUCAGCUCCCAUCUGACCGGACUGUGCUGAUAGUCCAUGCAAAAGUUGCUCAGAAAUCGUAUGGCAGUGAAAAGAGGUUUUUCUGCCCCCCGCCUUGCGUUUACCUGACUGGACCAGGCUGGAAGUUGAAGAAGGAAGACAUGAAAGAUCCAACAGACUUCAGUUCCAAAGUAUGUGGCUAUAUAGGACUUGAUGGCACAAGCAGCAGCCACGUGGAGACCCAGAAGCUAAACUUUGAGGAGCAGCUAGAUUCCAAGGUGUUCAGCUGUGCCAAAGCUCUGUACAUUUCAGACUCAGACAAGAGGAAGCACUUCCGGCUGGUCGUCAACCUCUUCUUCAGCAACGGGCUGGAGAUCGGCACAUUCCACAGCAAGCUGAUCAAAGUGAUCUCCAAGCCCUCCCAGAAGAAGCAAUCCCUGAAGAAUACGGACUUGUGCAUUCCAUCCGGGUCCAAGGUCUCCCUCUUCAACCGCCUGCGCUCCCAGACUGUCAGCACCCGUUAUCUUUCGUUUGAGGGUGGCGCCUUCACAGCAAGUGCCAGGCAGUGGGCAGCCUUUACACUUCAGCUGGCGGGUGAGUCCCAGGGUGAGUUCCCCCUGCGAGAAGGAUACAUUCACUAUGGUUCCACCAUUCGCCUCAUCUGCACAGCCACCGGCAUGGCCCUGCCCCCUCUGAUUAUUCGGAAAGUUGCUAAGCAAUCAGUGAUGUUGGAUGUGAACGAACCUGUCUCCCAGCUGCAUAAAUGUGCAUUCCAGCUUCAUGGCACUGACCGGAUGUAUCUCAGCCUCUCCACAGAGAAAGUGGUCCAGUUCCAGGCAUCACCAUGUCCGAAGGAAGUGAACCGGGAGCUGCUGAACGACAGCUCUUGCUGGACCAUCAUUGGGACGGAAACCGCAGAAUACACAUUCAGUGACUGCCUCACUGGCAUUCAGGAUCCUGUGAGCCCAGUCCCUCUCAUCACGGCUCUGGAACUGGCAGGUGGAGGGGACGUGGCGAUGCUAGAAGUGCAGGGCGAGUACUUGCAUGCAAACCUGAAGGUUUGGUUUGGAGAUGUGGAAGCCGAGACCAUGUACAGGAGUCCCAAGACCUUAGUAUGUGUUGUUCCUGAUAUCUCUGCAUUCAGCUGUGACUGGAGGUGGCUGAGAUACCCCAUCACUGUCCCUCUCCUACUGCUAAGGAAUGACGGACUGAUUUAUUCCAGCACUUUCAGUUUCACAUACACACCAGAGCAGAGUUUCUUCACUGGACAACCAAUCCUGCCAAAGGUGAUGCACGAUUCCGACACCUUGCUUGAUACCAUCCAUCAGCAGUUCACAAAGACCAACUUUCACCUCUUCAUGCAAAGUUAGAGCUGGUGCUCUGUAUAUGCCAGGAUUCAACAGGAGUUGGGCGACGCACAGAGCAAAAGAUUUGGCUUCCUGUGAAUCUUAGCUUUAAUUCUCAUGUCUUAUUUAGGGCUGGGCAAUAUCUGGUUUUCAGCGUCGUGAUAUAUCACCAGCUAAACAUCACAAUAUACCAGUAUAUCAUGAUUUCUGAAAUAGGGAUGGAGCUAUGUAGAGGCAUUGACUGACUUCACAGUUUUUUCCUGCAUUGUGAUUUUUGCAUAGCACACACACACACAAUCAUGAUUCACAAUAUAUUGCCCGGUCAAAAAUUAUGACACAGAUAUCACAAUAUGGACUUCAAACAAGUUUUGUAUGAUACAUUGAUAUAUCGCUCAGCCCUAAUGUAUAUACCUGAAAGUAUGUGGUGAACUAUAUCACUUGUAAACCGCCAACACCAGAGAGGUGGCUGAAUAAGAUGGGCCUGUUGUGACUAUCAAGGCUGAAAAAAAUUGUGCAAAAUAGCAUUCUAUUAUACAUUACGCGGAAAUCAUGCAGUAUUGUUCAAUGCGCAUAACUUAUACAGGUUGCAGAAUUUCAACUUUUCAAAGUGCAGAAUCUGGAUUUCUUGGACAUUACGAGUGGGGGGGGGGAUAGCGCUUAUUAGACUGCAGUGGCAAAAGAACAUAGUUGCAGAGCACCAGCAUCACAUGCCUGUAUAUGAAAAGACGCUUUCAUUUGAUGGUCACCUGGACUUGGACUGUUUCUUAUGGAGAUGAUAUGCUGCACUAUCUAUGGAACGAGGAUGCGGGGCUGUGUAAGUUACGUUGCGUUUAUUUGAAACUUAAAUAAAAAAAGAUAGUGUACUGUACAUACAGCAAUUGUUAGAAAUUUUUCAGAUGGCCAGACACCUGCAUUUCAAGAUAAAUGUUAAUAAAUAAAUAAAAAUUAAAGUACUUGCAAGGUGACUUGAGGGCUGCAGUG